Molecule: messenger RNA, 1599 nt
Organism: Emericellopsis cladophorae
Lineage: Eukaryota; Fungi; Ascomycota; Sordariomycetes; Hypocreales; Bionectriaceae
Exons: 6
Coding region: 1-1599 (532 amino acids)
Biological process (GO): zinc ion transmembrane transport
Cellular component (GO): plasma membrane
Molecular function (GO): zinc ion transmembrane transporter activity
Source: RefSeq, a predicted model, not a curated record
AUGCUUGCGAGAUCCCUCCUGGCCUUGGCCCUAUCCAGUGGCCUCGCCGCCGCGCUCGACGGUCCCCAGCCAACACAGGCGCCGGCCUAUCCUCCCGUGCACAGGAGACAGAACGACGACGUGACGGCCAUCACCGACUGCCACUUGCAUGGGAGCGACUUGUACUGUAUGGCCGGCAGCGACGAGUAUUCUGUGGCGUACAGCGCGACCCAGACGACCGAUCUGCCCUCGCAGUUCACCGACUGCCACUCCCACGGCACCGACUUCUACUGCGUAGACGAAAAUGGUGACGACGUCGCGGCCACGGGCGAGGGCGGUGGCGAGGAAGAAACCGACACCUCGGAUUCGGAAGAGGGGUCCAGCCACGAAGGCCAAGACUGCCAUUUCCAUGCCGGCAUCGAACACUGCGUCGGCGGCGACGAGACGGAAGAAUCGACAGACACCGAAGAUGAGGGGUCCAGCCACGAAGGCCAGGACUGCCACUUCCACGCUGGCAUCGAGCACUGUGUAGGUGAGGGCGAGUCGGAGCAUGGAGGCGAAUCAGCGGCCGCUGGAGGCAGCAGCAGCAGCAGCAGCGGCGGCGGCUCCGAAUGCGCAGCGACACCAAGAGACUACGAUGUCGGCCUGCGUGUUGGUCUCCUCUUUGCUAUCCUCGCUACCAGCGCCCUGGGCGUCUUUGGACCGAUCCUGCUGCAGCGUUUUGUGCCACGCAAGCUGAACCUGUUCUUCGUCCUGCUCAAGCAGUUCGGAACAGGUAUAAUCAUCUCGACGGCCUUUGUCCACCUGUACACCCACGCGUACCUCAUGUUCUCGCAGCCCUGCGUCGGCGUUCUGGGGUUCGAGGGCACCACAUCCGCACUGGUGAUGGCUGGCAUUUUCCUCUCCUUCCUCGUCGAGUGGAUAGGCAACCGUGUCGUCCUCGCUAAGAUCAAGUCCGAGGCUGCCCUCACCGCCAAGGAGCGCUCGAAGGCCAUGCUCAGCAGUGAAGUUGUCAGCGUUCUGGUCAUGGAAGUUGGCAUCCUCUUCCACUCCUUGCUGAUUGGUCUCACCCUCGUGGUCGCGGGCGACAGCUACUUCCUCACCCUCUUCAUUGUCAUUGUCUUCCAUCAGAUCUUUGAGGGUCUUGCCCUGGGCACCCGCAUUGCCGCUCUGGGCACGGGCCAGCACAUCCACACUCACGGGCUGCCAGAACCCUCGGCCGAUUCGGAAGCCCACAAGACCGCCGACACACUGCCCAUUGCGAGCUCGUCGUCGUCGUCUUCCAGCCUUGUGGCCGGUGUUCCCUUGGGAAGGAAGCUCAUCCUCGCUUCGCUAUUCGCCUUCAUCACCCCCAUCGGUAUGGCGAUUGGUAUCGGUGUUCUCGACCAGUUCAACGGCCGCAACAAGGCGACUCUCAUCGCCAUUGGUACUCUCGAUGCCGUCUCCGCGGGUAUCCUUGUCUGGGUUGGCUGCGUGGAGAUGUGGUCCGCCGACUGGAUGACCGGUGCUCACGGCAAGCAGGCCGAGCUGGCCAACGCCGACUGGAUCACAACUAGCGUUGCCUUUUUUGGCCUCAUCGCUGGCAUGGCCCUCAUGAGCUUCCUCGGCAAAUGGGCAUAA